AUGUCUUCUAUUGGCCCCCAACUCCCUCCGCACCUGCAAAACCGCAAGAGAAGCCUUGAUGAAGACGAAGAUGAAGACGCAUCGUCCGAUUCCUCGACCGGCCCCCUUCCUCUAGCAAAACCUGCGCAAGAAACUACAAACCCUUCCCCAAAGCGGCCUCGAGUUGCAGGUCCGACCCUCCCACCAGCACCUUUAGAUGAACGCCCACCCUCAAGUCCUCCACCAACAGACGAAGACCACUCGGACACAGAUGACAGGGACGACGAUUUCGGCCCCAGUUUACCCUCAACCAACGACCACCCUACCAAGUCUUCGACGUCUCCGUCGAUAGGUCCGCGGACCUCUACGGACACAGUGUCGGCAGCGCCAAUAAAGCGUGACGAAUGGAUGACAAUAGCACCGUCUAACGGAGACUGGUCGGCAAGAGUUGAUCCCACCAAACUGAAGAAUCGUAAAUUCAAUACCGGCCGUGGAGCCAAGGGUCCAUCACAAGUUACUGGAGGCUCAGGAGAUUCUUCGUGGUAUGAAACACCCGAGCAGAAGCAAGCAAGAUUAAAGAGGGAGGUCAUGGGCAUCAACGAUGCUUCUACGUCGGCCAGGUCGGCGAGUUCUGGUUCAGCGAGAAAUCCUCAUGACGAAGCCACAGCGCGAAGAUUGAAGGAAUACAAUGAGACUCAACGGGGACCAUCACUCUACUCCACCCACACGGCGUCCCAGGACAAACCUCUGGACGAUGAUCCCAGUGCUCGUGCCUUUGAUCGAGAAAAGGAUAUAGGGUCGGGUUCGACGAUCACCGCCACUCAGCGAAGGGACAUGGUCAAGAAGGCCUCAGAUUUCUCAUCGAGAUUCGAGAAGGCGAGGUAUUUGUGA
This is a messenger RNA of Fonsecaea nubica, 870 nucleotides long. RefSeq lists its product as hypothetical. The transcript is spliced from 2 exons. The record is from RefSeq and is a predicted model, not a curated record. Bases 1 to 870 code for a protein of 289 amino acids. NCBI's taxonomy places the organism in Eukaryota, Fungi, Ascomycota, Eurotiomycetes, Chaetothyriales, Herpotrichiellaceae.